Rana temporaria (common frog) is the source of this 2243-nucleotide messenger RNA. RefSeq names its product CD82 molecule (gene CD82). NCBI's taxonomy places the organism in Eukaryota, Metazoa, Chordata, Amphibia, Anura, Ranidae. Gene Ontology annotation, cellular component: membrane. The record is from RefSeq and is a predicted model, not a curated record. The transcript is spliced from 9 exons. Bases 116 to 874 code for a protein of 252 amino acids.
GGGAGAGUCGGGAAGUUUGGCUCUCAGAUCGUCUUCUGUCCUCUUACCGAGCGGAGCUCCGACACACCGAUCCGACCCGGGGACCCCGAACACCGAAACACCCAGGAUCCAAACGAUGGCGAGCGACGGAUGUAUGAAAGUGACCAAAUACUUCCUGUUCCUAUUUAACCUCCUGUUCUUCAUCCUCGGAGCCGUGAUCCUUGGUUUCGGAAUAUGGAUCCUCGUGGACAAGACCAGCUUCAUAGCGGUUCUACAGAACUCGUCUCAUUCGGUAAAUGUCGGAUCGUACAUCCUGAUCGCCAUCGGAGGGGUGACGAUGAUCAUGGGAUUCUUGGGAUGUCUCGGAGCUGUGAAUGAAGUCCGAUGUCUCUUGGCACUGUAUUUCAUAUUUUUGCUGCUCAUACUGAUUGCCCAGGUAGCCGUUGGCGUCUUCAUUUACUUCCAGAGAGAUCAGCUUAAAAAUGAGAUGUCCACCGUCCUUGACAAUUUGAUUGAGACCUACAACCCGGAGGACGAUGAGAACAAAAAUGCGGAGAUCACGUGGGACUAUAUCCAGCACAAUCUGAAAUGUUGCGGAUGGAAGAGCUACCAGAACUGGACCAAGAACCCAAACGUCGGCAACCACACGGACAUCUUCCCCUGCUCCUGUGUUACAAAUGCCAACAGUUCUUAUGGUUUCUGUAACGCCACCACGUCAGACCUCCAUCAGCAAGGCUGCGAGAACCAAGUGGAAAGCUGGCUGACGGACAACCUGGGGAUCAUCCUGGGCGUGUGCGUGGGAGUCGCUGUUAUCGAGCUUUUGGGAUUGAUCCUCUCCAUGUGCCUCUGCCGAAAGAUUCAAAAUGAAGAUUACACCAAAGUACCAAAAUACUGAACGGCCAAUAAAUCUCCAUCUUCUACCCCCUCUGGGGGAAAAAAAUGACACGCCCAUUCGCCAUUUUGCAAAAUCCAUUGCCUUCCCUUAAACAUUGCCCCCCCCCCCCCCCAUUUGUGUAUAUAUAUGUAUAGCCCAUGUAUGAUUUACCUGUCGGGACGCACUCUUACAGGGGAUGUCAUUGUGAAGCUCUUAACCCUUCACUGACCUGACAGAUCUUUUGCUCUCAGGUUGAACUUCACCUGAGAAAAGAAUCCGGAGAAUUUUUGCGAAAUUGCUGACUUAGUUAAGUUUUUUUUUUUUUUUGUGUGUGUGUAAAGGAAGUUUAGUAUUAAGACUGAUAUGUUAAAAUAAGCGAAUGGAGACCUCAGCAGGCUUCGGCGAUCCACAAGCAGUCAUCUGGAACUAUAAAUCCCAGAAUGGCUUGUCGUUCCUCAGAAGCUGCGCUUUGCUGGAAAAGAUCUAAACUGGUAAUAAGCCGUAACGGUAGAGUCUUAUCUGUGUGUGCUGUUUGAAUAUGCACUCGCUUAAAUAACCCCAGAGGCCACUUUGAAACUUUAAGGGAAGUGUUUAUAAAAAUGUUGUAUUGCUGCCCGUAAAUCAGAAAUGUAAACUCAUUCUGCUCAAAUGGGACAGCUUUGGUUGAUCUCAGGCCUUAUUCUCUACAGAUUGAAUGUGUGAAUGGGAACAGUUCCACAUUAUGUCCACUAGAUGGAGCUGUGGAGCUCAUUUGCUUCCUGUAAUACUCGGCACCAUCUAGUGGUCAUAAUGCGGUAUUUUCCCCAUUCACACAUUCAAUCGCAGAGAAUAUAGCCUGAGACAGUUCCACAUUAUGCCCACUAGAUGGAGCUGUGGAGCUCAUUUACUUCCAAUAAUACUCGGCACCAUCUAGUGGUCAUAAUGCGGUAUUUUCCACAUUCACACAUUCAAUCGCAGAGAAUAUAGCCUGAGACAGUUCCACAUUCUGUCCACUAGAUGGAGCACAUUUGCUUAAUGUAAUAAUCUGCGCCAUCUAGUGGUCAUAAUACAGUAUUUUCCCCAUUCACACAUUUAAUUGCAGAGAAUAUAGCCUGAGACAGUUCCACAGUAUGUCCACUAGAUGGAGCUGUGGAGCUCAUUUACUUCCAAUAAUACUCGGCACCAUCUAGUGGCCAUAAUGCGGUAUUUUCCCCAUUCACACAUUCAAUCGCAGAGCCUAUAGCCUGAGAACGUUCAAUUUAGCUCCGUUUUCAGAGGAGGAAUUUACAUGCAGUUUCGAUGAGCGGCCAGCAAUGUCAAUUUUUUUUAUAAAUACACCUCCAAGGUUUCUGCAUGUGUUUAGGACACUAGUCAUUGUAGACUUUGCCAUUUGAGCCAAAGUGUGAACACG